Messenger RNA from Physeter macrocephalus (sperm whale), 5837 nucleotides. RefSeq names its product YES proto-oncogene 1, Src family tyrosine kinase (gene YES1). The transcript has 12 exons. Bases 638 to 2647 code for a protein of 669 amino acids. The record is from RefSeq and is a predicted model, not a curated record. Gene Ontology annotation, cellular component: extrinsic component of cytoplasmic side of plasma membrane. Gene Ontology annotation, biological process: cell differentiation; protein phosphorylation; innate immune response. Gene Ontology annotation, molecular function: signaling receptor binding; non-membrane spanning protein tyrosine kinase activity; ATP binding. NCBI's taxonomy places the organism in Eukaryota, Metazoa, Chordata, Mammalia, Artiodactyla, Physeteridae.
ACUAGUAUUUUUGAGUUGAUUUUUUUGAGGCUGAGAGUUUAGGACAAAAAAAUACUAUCUCUAUUUUACAUAGAAGUUUAGAAAAGUAGCAGCUCAAGGAAUUUAUUUUCUAGUUUAAAAAUAAAAAGCUAAAUAUAAAUUUACAUGAAAAUUUUAAUGCCCAAGACAGUCAAAGGGCAAAUGAAGUUUUAGCAGCUAAAUCAUAUAAAUCACGAUGUUACCUUUUAGUUAACGUGAAUGCCUAUGCCUACCUCUGGCUCAUUUAGUGAGCUGAAAAUUUUUUUUUUCAAACCCUUAUAUGCAUUUCUUAAGUUUCUAGAAUACCAGAAUACUGACACAUAUGAUUGUACCAUUUCGUAUUUGUCGAAGAUGAUUCUGAAUUUCGCUAAAAACCACAAAGGAAACCAACAGUCCCAACAUUAAUAGUUCUGAUAACCCCACCAAAGAGGAAAUACGAAGAGGAAGUUACUCGGAGAGUCUGUCAGGGCAGAAGUGAUUUCAGCAGAAGACACUCAAUAUUCAGCCCUUCUGGACACUGACUGACCCUAAUUUUUUCCCAGUUCCUUCUGGACCUUCUGGACCCUCUUCUGCUUCAGCGACCGGCUGCAAGGCCAGUAGGAAAGGUGCUUGGAUUCAGAUGAGCAGGAUUCUAGUUGUGGCUGCUCCACGUUCGUUGGGGUGGCAGCCUCAGUUUCCACAGCUGUCAAACGGGACAAUAAUACCUGCCCCAGUUCCUCCGCUGGGACGUUGCCAGAAUCGCCUAAGAACACGCUGUCCCAAGACAAGCCAAAGCCACCAUUACUGGGAGAGUCGCCAACAAAACUCGGCUUCGGUUCCCUCUCCCGGCAAGGCUGGUUCGACCUACAGUCAACAGGAAGCUCCUGGGGCUGGGACAGGAUCCCUGGAUCGGAAGGAGGCCAGACGCGAGCGUUUCUGGACGGCGAUCAGGCUGGUGAUGAGGGUGUUAGUAACACCCCCUGGCUGGGCUGAGAUUUUACUAUCCACGACAAAGGAUUUGAUAAUGGGCUGCAUUAAAAGUAAAGAGAACAAAAGUCCAGCCAUUAAAUACAGACCAGAAAGCACUCCAGAACCGGUCAGUACAAGUGUCAGCCAUUAUGGAGCAGAGCACACUGCAGUGGCACCAACAUCCUCCACAAAGAGCACAACUGUUAAUUUCAGCAACCUUUCCAUGACACCAUUUGGAGGAUCCUCAGGGGUGACACCUUUUGGAGGAGCAUCUUCCUCAUUUUCAGUGGUGCCAAGUUCAUAUCCUGCUGGUUUAACAGGUGGUGUUACUGUAUUUGUGGCCUUAUAUGAUUAUGAAGCUAGAACUACAGAAGACCUUUCAUUUAAGAAGGGUGAAAGAUUUCAAAUAAUUAACAAUACGGAAGGAGACUGGUGGGAAGCAAGAUCAAUUGCUACAGGAAAGAAUGGCUAUAUCCCUAGCAAUUAUGUAGCCCCUGCAGAUUCCAUUCAGGCAGAAGAAUGGUAUUUUGGCAAAAUGGGGAGAAAAGAUGCUGAAAGAUUACUUCUGAAUCCUGGGAAUCAACGAGGUAUUUUCUUAGUAAGAGAGAGUGAAACUACUAAAGGUGCUUAUUCCCUCUCUAUUCGUGAUUGGGAUGAGGUAAGGGGUGACAAUGUGAAACACUACAAAAUUAGGAAACUUGACAAUGGUGGAUACUAUAUCACAACCAGAGCACAAUUUGAUACUCUGCAGAAAUUGGUAAAACACUAUACAGAACAUGCUGAUGGUUUAUGCCAUAAGUUAACAACUGUGUGUCCAACUGUGAAACCCCAGACUCAAGGUCUAGCAAAAGAUGCUUGGGAAAUCCCUCGAGAAUCUUUGCGACUGGAGGUUAAACUAGGACAAGGAUGUUUUGGUGAAGUAUGGAUGGGAACAUGGAAUGGAACCACAAAAGUUGCAAUCAAAACACUAAAACCAGGUACAAUGAUGCCAGAAGCUUUUCUUCAAGAGGCUCAGAUAAUGAAAAAGUUAAGACAUGAUAAACUUGUUCCACUAUAUGCUGUUGUUUCUGAAGAGCCAAUUUACAUUGUCACUGAAUUUAUGUCAAAAGGGAGCUUAUUAGAUUUCCUGAAGGAGGGAGAUGGAAAGUACUUGAAGCUCCCACAACUGGUUGACAUGGCUGCUCAGAUUGCUGAUGGUAUGGCAUAUAUUGAAAGAAUGAACUAUAUUCAUCGAGAUCUUCGGGCUGCUAACAUUCUUGUAGGAGAAAACCUUGUGUGCAAAAUAGCAGAUUUUGGCUUAGCAAGGUUAAUUGAAGACAAUGAGUAUACAGCUAGACAAGGUGCAAAAUUUCCAAUCAAAUGGACAGCUCCUGAGGCUGCACUAUAUGGUCGAUUUACAAUAAAGUCUGAUGUAUGGUCAUUUGGAAUUCUGCAGACGGAACUGGUAACAAAGGGCAGAGUGCCAUAUCCAGGUAUGGUAAACCGCGAGGUGCUGGAACAGGUGGAACGAGGGUACAGGAUGCCGUGCCCGCAGGGCUGUCCAGAGUCCCUACAUGAAUUGAUGAAUCUUUGUUGGAAGAAGGACCCUGAUGAAAGACCAACGUUUGAAUAUAUCCAGUCCUUCUUGGAAGACUACUUCACUGCUACAGAGCCACAGUACCAGCCAGGAGAAAAUUUAUAAUCCAAGAAGCCAAUUUUAUAUGCACAAAUCUGCCAAAAUGUAAAGAACAUGUGUAGACUUCCUCACUUACGUACAGGAAUCAAAAGAAGAAAAUCUUCUUCACCCUGCAUGUUUUUGAUGGUAAACUGGAAUUACAGAUGUGGUUGCACAAAACCACUUUUUUUUUUUUUUUUUCCAAGUGUUAAACUCUAAAGUACCAAUGAUGAAUUUUUCAGCUUAUUUCAGGGUCCAAAGAAAGUAUAGUUAAGAUAUUGAUGACUGUGUGAGUGAUAGCAUGACAAGGAAGAGCAACAAGGCUACUGUUUAUGAAUCACUACCUUUCUUUUAUUCCCCAAACUCAUAAUUAAGAGAAAUUUAUCAAUCAGUAUAGACAAAGCUUGGGAGAUUAAAAAGUUAUACCAUAAUAAAAUCUAGAAUUACAGAACUUCAUGGGACCAAACAAUUCCAUUCCAAUUUUUAAAAAUUUCUUGCAUUUAUUAUUCUUAAAAGUUUUUUCUAAGUUGAACAGUUAAUAUGCAACCUUAAUAUAUGCCUCUGUUUGCAUGGAAGUGGGCUAGGUCUUUAGAUGCAAAAAGGAAUAUAAACAGCAUCUAAAACUUGAUUAAAUGUUAGACAACAGCAGUGGAAUUUGAAAGUAUAAUGCACUAUGUUAAUACUCAGUAUACUCAUGGAACUGGAAAGUAGAAGAAAUUUUUCAUUUUAAUCAUUUCUGAAUAGCUCAGUUUAAAAUAAUGAAGGUAACUAGAAUAUGAGUUAAUCUUUUAUAAGGUUGCACUGAUUUUUUUAAAGGCAAUAUGUAAUUGAAAUCAUACUAUCCAAUCCAAGGGGAAAUCUUUUAAUCUUUAGAUAGCAUGAAAAAAAAUAAACCCAGCAUUUAAAUAGUCCUUUUUGAAAAACAGACUGGUACUGUGAGAUUGCUAAUAUGUACUUAUGAUGAUGGGUGCCACAAAUAUAAAAUAUCACUAGAUCAGGGACUUGAAUGCACUUUUGCUCUUACUGAAUAUAGACUAACAGAGAGGAAAAUGUAUUUAAAGAAAUAUGAGAAAAGAAAAUGUGAAAGUUUUACAGAUAGAGAGAUGGAAUGUAAUGUUUAAUGUUGACGUUACAGAGUGACAAAAUGGCUUUGCUGGCACUCAAAGCUCCUCACUUAUUUUCUGAGAUUUUAAGAGUUAUAAGGUAUGACUAUAAAACUAAUCUUUCUUAACAUAAAUACUAAAUGAGUGCUAUAGCCUCAAAGUAGCUAAGUUAAGGCUUCCCACUAAUUCCAGUGAUACAGCUUUUAUGCAAAACAUUUUUAGAACUCCAGUUUUCAAAUCCAUGUUUGAAUCUACAUUCACUUUUUAAAUAUACUUAAUGAUGAUCAUUUUUUCCCUUUUAGAAUUUAGUUGAUUUGAGGAGGAAAACAUAUUCGGAAUAAUAGCAGUGGUAAAAAGAGGGGGACAGAUUUUGCCUAUUUAAAGUACAGAAGUGAAAUGUACAGAAUAAUACUGAUUUUUAUGACUAACUCAGAAAGAAAAUUCCAAAAUACGAAUUUGAAUAGCAGCAUCACUGGUUUAAGUGUCUAGCAAAGGGACUGAAUCUGACAAAUAAAAGUCUGGUAUUUACGUUUGAAAAUACUCUCUUUUAUAGUCACACUUUAAAUAAAGCAACACAUCAGGUCCCAGUAUUUUAGGAAUAUUUCUACUGACUACCAUCACAUACCUGAUUUGAUCAUUAAAUUUAAAAUUCUGUGCUGUGGUAUCUAUGUUGAGAUUCAAACCAUUUUAAAAUGUGACAGAUGAGCUUCAUGCAGGUUGGCAACAGUUCUGGUACUAAAAAUUGUGGUGGCUUCUUAUGUUUACGUAACCUGCUUAGUAUUGAAUCCCUCUUCCAAGAGGAUUUUCCCAAGAAGACUGCUGUCAUCACUUACCUUUAACGUCUACAACCUGUGACAUCAGAGUUUUAAAGGGCUUUGUGUGAACUAUGAUAUUACAAAAAAUUUUUCUAAGCAUUUUAAAAAGGAUAAAAUUAUAUGUUUAUGUACUAAUUCUCUUCCGAAAAAUAGGCCAGAAAAAGUUGAUGGUAUUCAUUAGGUUUUAACUGAAUGGAGCAGUUCUUUAUAAUAUGGAUUGUAUAGUUAGGAAAUAAAACACUAACUUAAUGUGUAUUCAGUUUAAAUGGUUAUGUAUUUUUAAAUUGCUGAGAAAAAUAAACAACUUUGUACAUUUGAAGAUUUUUUCCAACAGCUUUUCUUCUUAAACCUCUUAAUGUGUUUUCCUUACCAAAAGAGGAAGUUGGCAAAAAUAGCCUUCUAGCACACUUUUUUAAAUGAAUAAUGGUAGCCUAAAACUUAAUAUUUUUAUAAAGUGUUAUUAUAUUGUUUUGUGUAUAAUUGAAAUAAAAAUUUCAUUGAAUGUACCCAUUUAUCUUUUUAGCCACUACUCAUACUUUCUCAUCAGUUUUUUAAGAAUUGGUAUUUAAAGUAAAGUAUAUUGUUUCUUCUUCCAUUGGGGAAAAAAAGUGUUGAGUUAUGACUCUUGAGCAGAGUUAAAUCAAUUCUUUAUUAAAUUCAGAACAUUAUUGAACUCAUUCUUUGUGGUUAAUUUUCCAUGUCAGGUGAGUGACAUUAUUUUUACAGGUUUUUUAAAAAAUUAUAUCAGCAACUACAGUUUUAAUGUAUUAUACAGAGAAACCUAAGUGGUUUAAGUGAAGCUAUUCACAGAAGAAUCUGUGUGAAGGGUAUAAAAUAGAAUAACUACUUUUGAUCAUAAGGGAUUCAAUUUUCUAAAAAUGAAAAAUAUGUGAGCCUUAUUUCUAUGUGUGUUUUACACUUCUAUUAUAGGUUUAAUGAAAAUAAGAUACUAAAUUAUGAAUGGCCAAUCAAAAGCAUUUGUUAUUUUCAAUAAGGUAAUAAUAUUAAUUGCCGUUUACUGUUAUAUUAUCAAAAUUAUUAGCUUUGUUUUUCCCUAAUGAUUUCAGAAAAGUAACAUUUAAUAAACAAACACAUCAUUUAGUAAACAUUUAUUAAAUAUUUUUAUACAGUACAGUAAUAGUUUCUCAACUUAAAAAUGUUUUCCUAGUUUGCUGUUUGCCUUUUAAGUUUGCAUGUAAUUUUUUUGACAUUUAAGUUGUACAUUUGUAUGUUAUCAAAUCUUUUUUAUGCCUAAACAGUCCUUUGCAUCCCAAGAUUAAAUAUUCAUCUCAUCUGUUA